AUGGAUCCCGAAAUGAACAAGCUCCUCAAAUGGAGUGUCACCAACUCGCAAGCCUCUGUCGGCGCUGAGGGCGAGGGCAGUGCCCCUAAUGCCACCGAAGCCGCCAAGACCAUGACCCCAGAGAUGCUGAGCCGACUCUUCGGCGGGCCCUCCGAUGCCGACUUGAUGCGGGCUGCUAUGGAAGUCGUCCAUGACUCUGAGACCGAUUUGGAGAACAAGUUGAUCGCAUUCGACAACUUCGAGCAAUUGAUUGAGGGAAUUGAUAAUGCCAACAAUCUGGAGCCUCUGGGUCUCUGGACCCCACUCGUCCAAUUGCUCAAGCACGACGAGACCGAGAUUCGACGUUACGCAGCGUGGUCUAUCGGAACCGCCGUUCAAAACAACCCUAAGGCGCAGGAUAAGCUCGUCCUCCUCAACACCAUCCCCGACCUCGUCACUCUCGCCACAACAGACGCCAACCAGGCUACCCGCAAGAAGGCCAUCUAUGCUCUCUCCUCCGCCGUCCGCAACUACCAGCCCGCCAUGAAUGAGCUGAACAAGAGCCUGCCCGAAGGUUACCCCACCGAGACCGAUGCAGGUGACAUGGACGCUGUCGAUGUGAUCAUGGACAAGCUGCGCGCUACCCCCAUCGAGGCAUCGGCAUGA
Penicillium olsonii is the source of this 645-nucleotide messenger RNA. The record is from the annotation of a GenBank genome assembly. Lineage: Eukaryota; Fungi; Ascomycota; Eurotiomycetes; Eurotiales; Aspergillaceae.